Talaromyces atroroseus is the source of this 705-nucleotide messenger RNA. RefSeq lists its product as hypothetical. NCBI's taxonomy places the organism in Eukaryota, Fungi, Ascomycota, Eurotiomycetes, Eurotiales, Trichocomaceae. The transcript is spliced from 3 exons. The coding region runs from base 1 to 705 and encodes 234 amino acids. The record is from RefSeq and is a predicted model, not a curated record.
AUGUCUCCUACCGUCGUUCUCAUCACUGGUGCCAACCGUGGCCUGGGAAAAGGGAUCCUUGAACUAUACCUCAGGAAACCCAACCACAUCGUGAUAGGCGCAAACCGUGAUCCCAGCCACCCAACAUCCACGUCUCUGAAAGACCUACCUAAGGCAGAAGGAACCACGCUGCACGUCAUAAAGAUCGAUGCAACGUCUCCCACGGACCCGGAGGCUGCUGUGAAGGAGCUAGCUUCUGCCAAGGGGAUUAAGCAUAUCGAUAUUCUGAUUGCGAAUGCGGGUAUCGCUACCCACUGGCCAAAAGUACUGGAAGUUACAAUUGAGGAUAUCCAAAAGCAUUUCGAUGUCAAUGUCUAUGGGUUUAUUAGUCUGUACAAGGCUUUUAGGCCUCUGCUCAAGGAGGCUAAGGAGCCUAACAAUUAUCUCCCUAAGCAAAACGCCGCGUACGCCCCUAGCAAAGUGGUCCAGCACUGGUACACCAAAGCCAUCUCUGCGGAAGACCCUUGGCUGAACGCGUUUCCGGUCGAUCCUGGUUGGGUGCAGACAGAACUCGGUAAUCGAGGAGCCCAUGCUUUCGGGGUUGACAAGGCCGCUGUCACAGUAGAGGACAGUGCCGCCGGGGUGGUCAAGGUCAUCGAUGCCUCGACUCGGGAGACGCACAGUGGAAAACUGUUCCACUUCGAAGGGGGUGAAUUGGCUUGGUAA